GGGAGGGCUUCCCAUGAAAAUGGAUGGAUGUAGCAAAACUUGUGUGUAUUUACUAUUUUUAAUGUUGAUUAUUGAUCUAUUUUUCAAUGCAAUGCCAUGUGUGUCUUUCACUUCAUAUGUGUUCGGGGACUCUCUAGUGGAUGCUGGAAACAAUGACUAUAUAUUCACACUUUCGAAGGCCAAUUCGCCUCCAUAUGGGAUCGAUUUCAAGCCCUCCGGUGGAAGACCUACAGGUAGAUUCACAAAUGGGCGGACCAUAUCGGAUAUUGUAGGUCAAGCUCUCGGAGCCAAGUCAUUUCCUCCACCAUACCUGGCCCCAAAUACUCAAUCCGAUGCACUUCACGGAGGAAUAAAUUAUGCAUCUGGAGCCUCAGGAAUAUUGGACGAAACAGGGUAUUUAUUUAUUGGAAGAAUUCCACUGAGCGAGCAAGUGAAGUAUUUUGAGGAAAAUAGAAGUUAUAUGGUAAACGCAAUGGGAGAGAAUGUUACAAAAGAAAUCUUAAACAAGGCAAUCUUCUCGCUAACAAUUGGGUCUAACGACGUUCUGUCCUAUAUUCAACCAUCAAUACCUUUUCUUGGGCACAACAAGGUCUCCCCCACUCUAUUCCAACAAUUUAUGGUCUCUAACUUUACUAUACACCUAAAGCGACUGCAUGAGUUGGGAGCCAGAAAGUUCAUAGUAGUUGGGGUUGGACCUCUAGGUUGCAUACCAUAUGUCCGUGCCCUAAAUCUAUUGCCAAGUGGGAAAUGCUCGGUCGAGGUUAACGAAUUCAUUCAAGGCUACAAUAACAAACUCAAGGACACGCUCAAACAAUUAAACAAGGAUUUGGGUCCCCAGUCUGUCUUUGUUUAUGCCAAUUCCUACGAUAUCUUUAUGAGGAUUAUUAUGUCUUAUCGCCAAUACGGGUUUGAGGAUUCAGAUGGACCAUGUUGCGGUGGGUAUUUUCCUCCAUUCAUUUGCUUAAAAGGAAAAAAUGGAGACAAUAGCUCGGUAAUGUGCUCGGAUCGAUCUAAGUAUGUGUUUUGGGAUGCAUACCAUCCAACAGAAGCAGCUAAUCUCAUCAUUGCAAAGGAGUUAGUAGAUGGCGUUGGCGAUGAGAGCAUUACAUCUCCGAUCAAUAUCCGCCAGCUUUAUAACUAUAAUUACUCCAAAUGAACCACUUUUGUGUUAAGAAACCGAUCAGAGAUUAAAACCAUAUAUAUUUAAUAAUAAAUAAAUUAACCAAGUAUUUUAUUUAUUUAAUUUUUUUAAAAACAGGAAGAAGAUCAAGAAAUAUAUAUGUUCGUCGUCCUCCAUAUAAGAAUAUGUAAUAACAUUCUAGAAUGGGGCAUUUAACAGAGGUCAACUCUGUAGCUAGCAACGGUUUUCUGACAGACAGCUAUUUAAGUAUUCCAUAUUAAGACAGAUAGU
Ziziphus jujuba (common jujube) is the source of this 1411-nucleotide messenger RNA. RefSeq names its product GDSL esterase/lipase At5g41890. The coding region runs from base 14 to 1156 and encodes 380 amino acids. Gene Ontology annotation, molecular function: hydrolase activity, acting on ester bonds. The transcript is spliced from 5 exons. NCBI's taxonomy places the organism in Eukaryota, Viridiplantae, Streptophyta, Magnoliopsida, Rosales, Rhamnaceae. The record is from RefSeq and is a predicted model, not a curated record.